CCUCAUCCACUGACGUUCAGAGAUGACCACGUAUUGGUUACUUGUUGGUUGUUCAAGGUAAAGCCCGAGUGGGUGGAGGAGGAUUUCAGGAGCGGAGCAGUUCACUCCACUCAGAGCGCAAGAACACACAGAAUCAGCAAGGGUACACACACACACACACACACACACACACAGACCUUCGGCGGAUUAUCACUACACUUUCAUUUUUUUUUUUUUUUGCCGUCAAGUACAAUCUGUUGUACUUUUUUUAACGAAUCAGCUACUCUAAAGGAUAUGUUGAUGGAAGUUCCAAAGAGCAUUUUAAUCCUUUUCUCCUGCAUGUUGCUGGAACCCGUGUUUUCGAUGCAGAGUCAGAUGUGUGACAUGAUGAAGGAAAUAGACAAGGAGAGGGACAUGUGUGAGGCUCAGAUCGAGAACAAAACCACAGGCUGCAGGGGGACGUGGGACAAGAUCACCUGCUGGCCCAGCGCUGAUGUUGGAGAGGUGGUCACCAUCGCUUGCCCCAAAUAUCUCUUCUACUUCUCCAGGGACAUUCCUACACGACAUGAGAGGGACUCAAACCGAAGAUUUAUCAUCAGCAUGUGAAGGCUCAGUGCAGAGGAGAAGUGUUUUCUGGGAAGCUGUGAUGUGACCCAGAUGGGAGAUGGUGUGACCUGAGAGAGGAGAGCACUCUAGGGAAAAGAGAUGAAGAAUCACCAGAUUUAUGGGGUUGAAGGCAGAAGAGGUAAUCUGUCAAAGACCUGCACUGAGGAUGGCUGGACCCCAAUCAGCAUAGACUCCUAUACAAUGGACUGUGGAUACAAUCCCAACAGCACCAUGGAUGAUAAUAUGGGAGAAUUCUUCAACGCUAUCAAAGUGGGUUACACCAUUGGUCACAGUGUGUCGCUCAUUUCUUUGACGAUCGCCAUCAUCAUACUGUGUCUCUUUCGGAAGCUGCACUGCACGAGAAACUACAUCCACAUACAUCUGUUUGUGUCUUUCAUACUGAAAGCCGUGGCUGUUUUCAUCAAGGACGUGGUUCUGUAUGACGUCGGGGAGACAGACAAUUGCCAGUCAUCUGUGGGCUGCAAGGCAGUGAUGGUCUUCUUCCAGUAUGGGAUCAUGGCAAGUUACUUCUGGCUGCUGGUGGAGGGCCUCUAUCUCCACACUCUGUUAGCCGUUUCCUUCUUCUCUGAGAGGAAGUACUUCUGGUGGUACAUCCUGAUUGGUUGGGGGGCUCCAACCAUCUUUAUCUCAGCGUGGGUGAUUACAAAGGCUUAUUUAAAUGACCCUGGAUGCUGGGAGAUAAUCGAUCUCGGACCAUGGUGGAUCAUCAAAACACCUAUUGUAGUCACCAUACUUGCAAACUUUUUCCUCUUCAUCUGUAUAAUCCGGAUUUUGCGUCAGAAGAUGAAUUGCCCCGACAUCGGAAGAAAGGAAUCCAAUCAGUACUCGAGACUGGCUAAAUCCACUUUGUUGUUGAUACCUCUCUUUGGCAUAAACUACAUCAUUUUUGCCUUCAUCCCUGACCACAUCCACCCACAAGUGAGGAUGGUAAUCGAUCUUAUCCUGGGGUCAUUUCAGGGAUUUGUUGUUGCGGUUUUGUACUGCUUUCUGAACAGAGAGGUACAGGCGGAGAUUAAGCGUAAGUGGCGGAGAUGGAUGCUGCAGAGGUUCCUGGGUGCUGACACUAAGUACCAGCAGCCGUCCAUGGGCAGCAACGGCAACAACUUCAGCACCCAGAUAACCAUGUUUACCAAAUGCAGCCCUACAACACGUCGGGCAUCUGAGUGUCAGGAGCAGCUCUCUACCAUCUGAAACCCAUCUGAAGUUAACUCCCCUCUUUGUUUUUAUUAUUAUGUAAUGAAUGCGUGGCUCAUGUGCACUGUUCUAAUGCAGUUGAUAUUGGUCACUGAAGGUCAAUUUGACAUUUUAGUAGUGAAGCUAAUAUUUGUUCAUUGUAACUUUAUCCAUUACCUGUCAAAAGUGACAUGUGAAAGUGACCAGGGUGGAAAGGCAUCUGAGACCUCUUUCGAAUCAAAGCACCGGUUUAGUAAAUGGGUUAAGUUAUUACCUUUACAUGAAGAAUUCAUUUCCAAAAAACACAACAAAGAACAUUGUCAUUUUCUCAGGCUGUUCUAAUGUAGCUUUGAUCAGGAAGGAACUUCCAUUGUACCGGAGGUUGACCGAACUGACUGGCGGGGAUCUGAUAUUCACAUAAAGGCCAGUGUCACACUGAUAUAUAGGCAAACAGUGUUGUUCCUACUACAGUGUAAAGCUUUGUUGAGAUCACAUGAUGAGUCAACCUGAACUGGCUACUGACAAGGUGUUGAAAAUCAAUUCUCAGAAUAACAUUAACUAAGUCUUUUAGAGGAAAUGCACUACAGAAUAUUGCAGGGAGAAAGAUCUUCAUGACCACUAUGUGAAUUAAAGGGAAAUGGCGCUCUUGGUCAAUGUUUUCCAUCUAAUGUUAAGCAAUAGAUAGAUGGAGCCAGAGACAAGCUGUGUCCUAUAAGAAGCAAGAUGUUUAUUAAAAGGGUGUGUUACACAACAGGACUCCAAGCACUUAACCUAAUGGCCCAUGUUGUUUAGGGGACCAAUGGUAACAUUAAUGACACUGUCAGGCUGUCAUGAGCAGUAGUCACUGAGGAGGACUCUAUAGCAUAACCAGCAUACUGGAUGUUCCUAUCCUGUCUAUGACAGUUUUAUACGGGGCAUACACUCUACUAAAUUACUGCCGGAUAACAUUCCAGAGGAGACGCUAAAGCUCCCGCUUGUGAAAUUUAUCUCAGUUUACAAAGGCUUUUAGUUUUGUUUGAGUGCACAGUCACUCAGUAGAUGUUCAUUUUUACUAUUUCUGCAACUAAUGGACCAGAUGUAUUCCAUUAUUAGUCUACAAUACACAACAUUGUGAAUACAUACGUGGCAACAGUGAUUAACUUCCAUUAACUCAUUUGCAUGGACAAUUCAUUUCAUUGCAUUGAGUGCUAUUUUUCUAUUCUAUUCUAUAUUUAGAUUAAAUACAUAUGUUAUUGUACCAUACUGUGGAUGGCAAUGUCGGUCGGUCGGCCCACCACUUUGGUCCAGACUGAAAUAUAUCAAUAACUACUGGAUUGAUUGCCAUAAUAUUCUGUACAGACAUUUAUGGUCCCCAGAGGAUGAAUCCUAAUGACUUUGAUGAUCCUCUAACUUUUUAUCUAGCGCCUCCAGCUGGUCAAAGUUUCCACUUAUCUAGUGAAAUAUCAUCAUCUAUAAGAUGGAUAUAUUUUUACAGACGUCCAUUAUUCCCAGUAGAUGAAUCCUAAUGACUUUUCCUCUAGCACCACCAUAAGGUUCACAUUUGUGGUUUUGAGUGAAAUGUCUCAACAGCUACUGGAUGAACGUUUGUUCAGACAUUCAAGUUCCAAACCCAGAUGAAUUGGAAUUAUUAUGGUUAUGCCUUAACUUUUUAUUUAGCACUGUCAACAGGUAAAAAAAUUCAAUUUGUGCAAUACUUUGAUUUAUCUAUACUAAAUAGAUGCAAAACUAGCACAGCCUCGCACUAAACACAAAGUUGUACUUUGUGUUUAGUGCUAAUUAGCAAACGCUAGCAUGCUAACACGCUAAACUAAGAUAGUGAACAUGAUAAACAUUAUACCAUCUAAACAUCAGCAUGUUAGCAUUGUCAUUGUGAGCAUGUUAGCAUGCUGGCAUUAAACUCAAAGCACUGCCUCACACAGAUGCUAGCUUGGCUGUAGAUUCUUAUUCUUGUUUGAUGUAAUAGGAUGUAUUAAGCUAAUGGCACUACGCAUGAUGAUUGUUUUACCCUCUGUCUCACUCUCUCUCUCUCUCUCUGGGUGUGUGUGUGUGUGUGUGUGUGUGUUUAAUAAUGUUUUCAAACAUUUAUUUUAAGUGACCUCCUGGUCAAAAAAGACAUUUUCAGACGGUAAUGUGUAGAGGCAGUGACAGUGUCACCUUUCAUGUGGGAGUCAUGUUGAAGUUUGAUGUUUACUUUUUGUUGUACCAGUGUGUGUAAAAUGGAAACUGAACUUAAACUUACUGAAAGUACCUCAGACUUAUUGUCACACAUGUAUAUAAUAUCACACUAUAUAAUGUGAAACUGUAAAUACCGCUAAAGAAUUGGUUUAUGAUGUGUUUUGUGGUGAUGACUAAUAGUGCUCAGGUGUCAACUGGCAAUCAGUGUUUACAUUUAAUACUCUACGUUCCUCACUCAUGCUAUUUGUAUAAUGUCAAUAAAGUGUCUCUUAUUUGUUGCCAUGUAAAUCUUGUGUAAAUAUGGUGCGCUGCACAGUAUGUGGAAUCAGCUGUAAAAAUGUCAGAUGACGAUGAAUAAAACCAUUUGCACUGUG
Molecule: messenger RNA, 4328 nt
Organism: Siniperca chuatsi (mandarin fish)
Lineage: Eukaryota; Metazoa; Chordata; Actinopteri; Centrarchiformes; Sinipercidae
Product: vasoactive intestinal polypeptide receptor-like
Exons: 14
Coding region: 685-1797 (370 amino acids)
Biological process (GO): cell surface receptor signaling pathway; adenylate cyclase-modulating G protein-coupled receptor signaling pathway
Cellular component (GO): plasma membrane
Molecular function (GO): G protein-coupled peptide receptor activity; peptide hormone binding; vasoactive intestinal polypeptide receptor activity
Source: RefSeq, a predicted model, not a curated record